Molecule: messenger RNA, 2445 nt
Organism: Gallus gallus (chicken)
Lineage: Eukaryota; Metazoa; Chordata; Aves; Galliformes; Phasianidae
Gene: ANKS4B
Product: ankyrin repeat and sterile alpha motif domain containing 4B
Exons: 2
Coding region: 859-1974 (371 amino acids)
Biological process (GO): brush border assembly
Molecular function (GO): protein binding
Source: RefSeq, a predicted model, not a curated record
GAGAGGCUGAGGAUGCCCCAUCCCUGGAGGUGCUCACAGCCAGGCUGGGUGGGCCCUGUGUGACCUGACCUAGUCCUGACCUAGCGGCUGGCAGCCCUGCCUGCAGCUCAGGGGUGGAAUCUGAUGAUCCUGAUGAGCCCAAGCCAUUCUGUGAUUCUGAGAUUCCACGAGCAGAGCCGGGCCCAUCCCAGCCCACAGGCAGUGGCUCCAUGUGCAGUCAGCGCAAAAGGGAAGCAAUAAUUUUCACUGGCUUUAAGUUUUGUUGAAAGUAAUACGGUUUUUAUUUUGCUCCUUUUGUUUUCCAAUUUCCCAAUGAGCUUCUACUUUCCAGACCUCACAAACAAAAGAACCUUAUGGAGAAAACAAAAGAACUGAAUAAAAACAUAAUCUGUCUGAGCCCAGCCCAACACCAAUGGAGACAAAGACGCCGCUGCGCUUUGCUCCUCCUCAUUUACCCACUGCCGCUCCGAGACGUCAUUGCGUGGGCAUAUUAAGUACACUUCACUGCGGUUGGUGAAGGAUCUCCCUUGUACUGUCCUGAUUUGUGACGUGCAAAGAGUCAGAAAAAGCCUUUGCAAUACUCUGCCUGGAAGGUCGGGGAGCAGCCGUGCCCUCUGUUCCAUGAGUGCAGGCAGAAGGCCGGGUGCGCUGUGUGCCCUGCCGGCCCCGUGCUGCUGAUUGCUGCCGCUUGGCAGUGGGAAGCUGGGGUGUGCAGGGAGCAGGCAGGGCUGUGCCAACAGCCCCACAGCCCCUGCAGUAGGAAGGACCCCCUGCUGCUCCAUAGGGACUGCAGGCACAGCCAAAGCUGUGGGUGAGAGGUGAUCAGGGUGUGCCCACGCUGUGUGCUCGGGGUGCAGCAUGGCUCUCCAGGAUGGAGCGAGGCCAACCUGCUGCCAUUGGGCCGUGCUCCUCGCAGCAGAGUUGAGAGGUGAUCCGGACAAAUGUGACAUCUGGGGGAACACUCCGCUCCACCACGCCGCGUGCAACGGUCACAUCCACUGCAUCUCUUUUCUGGUCAACUUCGGUGCCAACAUAUUCGCUCUGGACAAUGAGCUCCGCACGGCGCUGGAUGUGGCUGCCAGCAGAGAUCGCCACGAGUGUGUCAGACUGCUGGACAGGGCUGCCACGGAGCAGAACGUGGCCAACCCCAGGAAGGUCUCCAAACAGAAGGCCCAGGCCCAGAGGAACGUGGAGAAACAGAUCAAGGAGUGCAAGAAGCGGCAGGAGAAGCACCAGCAGGAAAUGAACAGGAGCUACAUGAAGGAGGAGGUUGGCUCGGUGACCUCCUCCAGAGGGACUCACUCCAGGGUGAAGCUGCCAACUCUCUUCACAUCCAAUACAGCAGCUCCUUUCUCCAAAAACCUGAAAGAUACCUUCAAACUGAAGGCAAAAAGGAUGACUGGCAGCACGAGAAGCCAGGAGCCACAGAGCAACGGCCAGGCAGACGGUGGAGACAGGGGAAGUGUGAUGCACUUGUUUGAUGAGAGGGAGGAGGACGACUUACUGAACGACGACGGCCAGCACUCCAUUUUCACACGGCCAGGUCUCGGCAAGAUCGUGUUUGGAAGGAAUUUGGCUGCGGAUAUAGAUCCCGGGACUGUGUCUUCCCAGAAAGAAGGUAUCAGCUUUAAAAUGUCCAGCGAGCUCUUCCAGAAUGAAAGUGCUGAGAGCAGCACAGAAGGCGACGCUGGAAGCAGUGCAGAGGUCCCCUGGCAGGAGGAGGAGCUGCUCUGGGACGACGAGGAGGCGGAGUGCACACCCCUGGAGGUGUUUCUGGCCUCACAGAUGCUGGAUGAGUUUCUACCUGUCUUCAUGAGGGAAAAAAUGGAUUUAGAUGCCCUGAUGCUGUGUUCUGAUGAAGACCUACAGAACAUUCAGGUGGAGCUGGGGCCGAGAAAGAAAAUCCUGAGUGCUGUGAGUAAAAGGAAACAGGCAUUCCGGGAUCCUGGAAAGACUGUGGAUACCUGCUUGUAAAGCAGCAUCCCCGCCACUGAGAUCUGCUGAUCUGCACGCUGAGAUCUUUUCCUGCUUCAAAACAGCAUGCGACUCUUCUCAGACCACUGCUAAUGCAAAGGGCAAAGAGCUCAUGGCAAUGCAAAGAGAGGUGCAGCCAGACCGGGGCUCCUCGCCGCAGCUGGUGGCUGUGGUGCGCGGGGUGCAGUGUGGAUUUGGGCACAUUCUGCCAGAAAGAGAAUUGACAGUAAGAGCCAAGAGCUGCAAUACAGGGCUCAUUCGACCUGUUUAGGAGGUGGGGGUCUCUGGGUGUGACUGAAAGCUGAGCGCACCGCCCAGCUUAACGAACCACCCCAUUCUUCUGCAAAACCCCACUGAGUGUUCCCAGAGCUGCGGGCUUCCAGGUUUAUCUCUGUCCCCGUUUUAGAUUGCUGCACACUUCUCUUCUCAGUGCUGCUUCUCUGCUAGAAUAAAAUCUGCUCCUUGGCUCCA